This is a messenger RNA of Trichobilharzia regenti, 294 nucleotides long. NCBI's taxonomy places the organism in Eukaryota, Metazoa, Platyhelminthes, Trematoda, Strigeidida, Schistosomatidae. The record is from the annotation of a GenBank genome assembly.
AUGUUUCAAAGUGCUAAUGAAACCAUUUUACGUUGUGAAUGUAUGAAUUGGUCAUCUGCUAGACGAAAUAAUAAUGAGAAUGAUCAACACCGUAUGCGUGCAGCUUCUAAGGAGUUACCAUCUCGUAUCAUUUCAUCAGUACCAGGGUUAGAAAAUUUUAGCAGUAAACCAAAUAAGCUACGCCUUAUGCCAAAAAGUCUACACCUAGAUGGUAGUUUACGUACUUAUUUGGUUCUAAGUGUUGGCCAAGGUCGUCUAUAUCUAAGUGUGAUGUGUGUUAGUUUAGCUAAGUAA